Messenger RNA from Achroia grisella, 2482 nucleotides. It is a transcript of the gene fzr, whose product is annotated as fizzy-related protein homolog. Gene Ontology annotation, cellular component: anaphase-promoting complex. Bases 422 to 1906 code for a protein of 494 amino acids. NCBI's taxonomy places the organism in Eukaryota, Metazoa, Arthropoda, Insecta, Lepidoptera, Pyralidae. The record is from RefSeq and is a predicted model, not a curated record. Gene Ontology annotation, biological process: positive regulation of anaphase-promoting complex-dependent catabolic process; anaphase-promoting complex-dependent catabolic process; positive regulation of ubiquitin protein ligase activity. Gene Ontology annotation, molecular function: ubiquitin ligase activator activity; anaphase-promoting complex binding; protein binding. The transcript has 9 exons.
UUAUAUUUCGAAUGUACCAAGCAAUAUUUUAUCUCAAAAUAUUCAGAAAACAAAAUUUAAUGCUUUUGUCUACUUGUGUACUAAAUUAGAAAUCGAUAAUUAAAUAAACAAUAUUAGAAUCUUGUAGUUUAUACAAUUACUACUCAAGCCGUGAAAAAUGUAGUUUGUUGUUGUGUAUAACCAUGUCAAAUAAAGUCAAAUGCAUAUUAACAGUUGAGGAGUCGAGUACUCUUCCUGUGAACUCUUUAAUUAUUGCUCUACCGUCGACAUUUACGUUAUGACAGUUAUCUUUAAAUAUGAAUUAAUAAAUCUACCUGUAAUUUACGGUUUCUAAUACUGUUAUAUUGUACCCUCGUCUUGAAGUGUCCAGUUGUUAGAACUGGCUAGUGGGUGUUGAGAACUUGGACUAAGAGCAUUCAGAAUGUUCAGUGAGUCGUACCAGAACCGUUUGCUGCAAUCAUGCAGCCCUGUGAACAGGAAACAGUCCGUGUUGGUUCGACCAGAGCCCAUGGACAGAUUUAUACCUUGCAGACUUGGAAACACUUGGCAGACCAGCUUUCUAGCAAUACGUCGUAGCACAGAAAAUCAGCCGGCGAAAAAAGCGCGCGGCGACGGUGGCGGCAGUGACGGUACUAGUGGUGGUAGAGACCACCUCGCUUACGCUUGCCUACUCCGCAACGAGCUCCUCGGUGCCCAGAUCGAGGAGUUGCGGGGUCCACCAGCCAACUGCUCCGAUGGCAAUAGAGCAACCAUUGGCACCUCCCAACACACAUCGACGGCGAAGGCAGCGCAAGCGUACUCCCCUCCUGUCUUCAAAUUUAGAGCACCCGCCUCUAAUUCGGAGGAGAAUAUAGACCCGUCGCCUUACAGUCUAUCGCCGGUGUCGGCGAAAUCGCAGAAGCUGUUACGGUCACCACGUAAGGCCACGAGGAAAAUAUCGAGGAUCCCCUUCAAGGUUCUGGACGCGCCGGAGUUGCAGGACGACUUCUACCUGAACCUGGUCGACUGGUCGGCACAGAACGUGCUCAGUGUCGGUCUCGGCAGUUGUGUCUACUUGUGGAGUGCAUGUACUAGUCAAGUAACACGUCUGUGCGACUUGUCAUCGGAGGGGAACACUGUGACAUCAGUGGCGUGGAGCGAGCGCGGUCAUCAGGUGGCCGUCGGCACGCAGAAGGGACAUAUUAGUGUUUGGGAUGUUACCGUCAACAAAGAGGUUACAAAAUUACAAGGACAUAUAGCACGUGUGGGUGCUCUGGCUUGGAACGGCGACGUACUAAGUUCCGGUUCAAGGGAUAGGCAUAUACGACAGAGGGAUACGAGGUGUCCACCUCAACAGUCAGGUCGUGUACUACAGGGGCAUAGACAAGAGGUCUGCGGCCUCAAGUGGUCACCAGACGGCCAGUCGCUGGCGUCCGGUGGCAACGACAACAAACUAUUCGUUUGGUCUAUGCACUCGACGACACCCGUACAGACGUACUCCGCGCACGUAGCGGCGGUGAAGGCGAUCGCGUGGUCGCCGCACCAGCACGGGCUGCUCGCUUCCGGCGGCGGAACAGCUGAUCGCUGCAUCAGAUUCUGGAACACCCUCACCUCGCAGCCCAUGCAGUACGUCGAUACAGGAUCGCAAGUGUGCAAUUUAGCGUGGUCGAAACAUUCGAGUGAACUCGUCUCCACACACGGCUAUUCGCAAAAUCAAAUACUGGUGUGGAAAUAUCCAUCGUUAACACAGGUGGCGAAAUUAACGGGACAUUCAUAUAGAGUACUCUACCUGGCCCUCUCUCCAGAUGGGGAAGCCAUUGUAACGGGCGCUGGCGAUGAAACGCUGCGUUUCUGGAACGUAUUCUCCAAAACACCAUCGCAUAAAGAGAACAAGAGCGUUCUCAACUUAUACACGGCACUUAGAUAAAGCAGUAUUAUUAAUAAAUAUCAACUCUCCCUCUCUUAUGGAAACUAAAUUCUAUAAACCUAUUUGUCUGUUUCUUACAAAUGCAAAAAGUAGCUUGAAAGAAAGGGACAGAAUAGUUGAAUUAGGAAAAUAGGAUUAAAAGAUGUUUGAAUGGGAGGACGGUCUCUGUGUAUUAUAUUUGCAUUUCUAGUGAUUACAUAGUUGUAUGAUAGUAUAGUAUGAAUUGUACUUUAUAAAUUAAUAGAUAAUAACGUGGACUAAGUCUGUAUAACCAUUAAUUAUGUUUUGUAGCAAAUUAUUUGUGACUGAUUUUUGUUAUUGAUUUUGAAUUGAACGAGAGUCGAAAUUUUAUUGUAUUUAUUUUAUUAUUAAUUCACAAUGUUGAUUGUGUGAUAUAUAAAGAUUUUUCUUUGUUACGCGACAACUGUGAAGGAAUGAACUUGUUUAAAAAAAAAGCAUAUUCCGAAAAUGUAAAAAUAAUUCAUUAAUAAUUUGAUUAACUAAAAAGAAUUAAAGCUAACAUACUUAUAAAAAUGAAUAUUAAAUAGUAUAAAACGCCACGUAUAAUUUAGGAGU